GUAGUUUUUGUUUAUCAGUUCAACUUUCGUUUUCGGAAAAUCCACUUUUCACAGAAACAAAACACAAGUUGUAAUUACAGGAUUUUAACUGCUCGUAAUCUGCCAAAUAUCAACAAUUUUAAAUAUGUCCGAAUGUGAUUUAGAUUCGAGUGGCCACGAUGUUGCACAUCCCGAUACAUGUGAACAAGCAGUCGAACCAAAUAUCUUUGAUGUAUCAAACCCUGAAAAUAAGUCAGAAACCAAGCAAGUUGUCGACACUGAAAAUAUAAUGGAAAUAACGAACAUUGGUGAUACUGAAAAUAUACCAGAGCAAAAUAAGAUGGAAACCGAACCGUACAAAACCAUCGCAAAUACAUCCCAAGAAAUGUUGAAUAAAGCUAUUUGUGAUGAGGUUCAACAAAACCUAAAUAUAUGUAAUACCAAUCAGCCUGGAGAGACAGAGAAUCCAAACAACGACACACAGGGAUUAUCUGACAAUAAAAACGAUAUUAACGAGGUUAUAGAAAGCGCGCAAAUUGGAAAUGAACAAGAUAAAACUCAACUAACCGAACAUUCCGCAAAGGAGCAGAAGACAGAUGACGAUAAAAUAGAGCAAAAGCCCAUUAUAGAUAGAAAAACUAGAUUCAAAGAGGAUACAUCAACCGACAAAAAAGCAACUGAAUCAAUGGAUGAUACGAAUCUAUCAGAAGAUCUCAAAGACUUGUCAGUGAAUAACGAAGUAGAUGAACAAAAAACAACAGUAGAUAGAAAGAACAGAUUCAAAGAGAAUGUGUCGGAUAGUAAUAAUGAAGGCUAUAAAGAUAUGGAAUUAAAAACUAAGGCUUUAGAAAAAUAUGAAUUCUUUUGGAAAUCACAUUCUCCCUUUAGUCAGUGGUAUGAAGGGGAAUUCACAGUCGAGGGGAUGGCGUUUAAUUCUGCAGAACAGUACAUGAUGUAUAGUAAAGCAAUGCUAUUUGAUGACGAAGACAUUGCUUAUGCUGUGCUAAGAGAAUCCGACCCUCGAGAACAGAAGAGAUUUGGGAGGCUUGUUAGAAACUUCAAUCAUGAAUUAUGGGAGGCAAGUUGUUUAGCGAUUGUCGAACGUGGAAAUAAAGCAAAGUUUUCUCAAGAUGAAAGCCUAAAAAGAAUACUUCUGGACACAUAUCCCAAAACUCUUGUCGAAGCCAGUCCUUAUGACGUUAUUUGGGGUAUUGGACUUGAAGCAGAUGACCCUAUGGCAUGGAAUUGUGACACAUGGAAAGGGCAAAAUUUACUUGGAAAAGCAUUGACUAAUGUGAGAGAUGAAUUGAAAGAAGAAGAAAAGAAAGGGGAAAAUCAAAGUGAGGAAUAUCCGAACUUAACGAGUAAGAGCUGCAAUACCACAGAAAAUGAUAUAACAGAUACAGUUGAUGAAUCAAUAUUAAACCAAAUUCCCAAUUCAUUAGUGGAAAAUACAAAUUUAGUUCAUGUCGAUAAAAUAGAAGAACUAACCACCAAUCCAGUAGACCUUCCUAUUGAUAUCCCUGGUACCUCGAGUGUUGAAAGUAAGGCGAACAUGGAGGACAUCACAGUCAAAAAUCUAGCAGAUAAUAAUGAGACAAAUAAAACAACUACAGAGGAUAGCCUAACUCCUGAAUCUAUUAUCUCUGGGGCAGAUACUAGUGAGUUAAACAAAACAAGUAUUGGGGAUAGUCAAACUUCUGAAAUUAAUAUCCCAGAGGUUGAUAAUACAGAUAACUCUAGUCCAAAUUUUGUUGACACUUCUAAUGUAUCAGAAAUAACACAAAUGUAAAAAAUAACUUCAAAAAAAUAUAACAGAAAAUGAGCAGAAACCCAUUUUUGUGAUAAAAAAAAACAAACUACCAAAAUCAUAAUAUCAGAAAAUUGGGUUUCUAUUAGAAUGGAUAACAAAUCAUUUAAUAAAAUGCACUAUAACGAAUGAAUGAAUUUUAGUAGUUACACUAGUCGAGUUCUCUCAUUGACACUCACAUCUUCUUAUAUCUAUUCACCUGUAAUUUACCUGUAAUAAAAUCGGCGCAAAUGAAAACAAAAAUCGGCGCAAAUGAAAUGCACAUCGGCGCAAAUGCAAACGCCGCUCUAGUCUUGUAGGCAAUCAUAGCCAAUCUUCUUAUUUUUAUUAUUACCAUUCUCUGAGGCCAAGUAAAACUUAAUGACUACCCAUGGGGGUCUCGCACGCUUGACAAGUAAAACGCUAUAAAAAAAAAUUGGCAGUAUAAAAGUGUAUACAUAUCCUAUGUCAAAUCUUGGGAGAAUGCGUGUAGCCAAAAUAGCCAAGGCAAACUAAGAACAUAUUGUCAAUUUAAAACAUCAUUUUGUAAAGAAAAUUAUUUAGAUAUCUUGAAUAAUUUUGAUCUGAGAAAAGCUAUCACAAAAUUCAGGAUUUCAUCUCAUAGACUCAAAAUUGAAACUGGGAGAUAUUCCAAAUUAGAAGUUCAUCAAAGAAUUUGUGAUAAAUGCGAUUUAAAUAAAGUGGAAGAUGAACUUAUUAUUCUUAUAGAAUGUCCUGUAUACUCUAAGGAUAGAGACCUGUUAUUUGAUCUGGUAUUUGAAGAAUGUAAAAAAAUUUACUCCUUGGAUAUGGCCAAUAAAUGUAUUUGGCUAUUAAUCUGUGAGUCUAUUUUAAAAUAUUUUGAAACAACUUGGCUAUUUCUUAUCAAAACAUCUGCCUUGUGUAAACAUUUAUUAUCUAACACUGGGAUACUGUAAGCAACAUUUAUAAUGUCUAACUUUAGCAUACUGUUUAGUUGUUCUGCUUUAUUGUAUUUGUAAUUGUUUGUAACUUUAUAUUGUCAUUUAUGUAUAUGCACUAUGCCCCUUGAGGGUACCUCUUAUGGAAGUAAAAGAUAUUCUAUUCUAUUCUAUUCUAUUCUGUAACAUCAACAUACAUUUUCAAUAUGUAAUUUUAAGUAAGGUUUUUAUUGACUAAAAUUUUACCAGGCAUGUCAUAAAUAUUUGUU
Molecule: messenger RNA, 2957 nt
Organism: Mytilus trossulus (common blue mussel)
Lineage: Eukaryota; Metazoa; Mollusca; Bivalvia; Mytilida; Mytilidae
Exons: 4
Coding region: 125-1771 (548 amino acids)
Source: RefSeq, a predicted model, not a curated record